This is a messenger RNA of Colletotrichum abscissum, 2244 nucleotides long. RefSeq lists its product as uncharacterized. Gene Ontology annotation, molecular function: zinc ion binding; sequence-specific DNA binding; DNA-binding transcription factor activity, RNA polymerase II-specific. NCBI's taxonomy places the organism in Eukaryota, Fungi, Ascomycota, Sordariomycetes, Glomerellales, Glomerellaceae. The record is from RefSeq and is a predicted model, not a curated record. Bases 1 to 2244 code for a protein of 747 amino acids. Gene Ontology annotation, biological process: positive regulation of transcription by RNA polymerase II; DNA-templated transcription. The transcript is spliced from 4 exons.
AUGCCCGAAGAUACCAGCUCCCGGCUGACACCCCGUCAGGCCCGCAGAACCGCGCGAUUGAGGCUCGCUUGCUCUCGGUGCCAGCGGCGGAAGAUCCGUUGCGACGGGCAAUUGCCUGCGUGCAACAAUUGCAAGAAGGCCGGAGUUGCUUGCACUGACGGCGAGAGUGUCCGUCUUCGGGAUCUUCCCAGAGCUCAAAUUUCGAACUUGAUCGAGAGAGUCAAGUGGCUCGAGAGCAUUGUAAGGGAAAGGUGCCCCGAAGUCGACCUAAGUCAAGGCCCGUCUGGGGAUUUUGACAUGGAACUUGACGGUGAUGAAACCUUUGCAAGGGACUCAACAAUCAGAGUCAACAGUGCAUCGCCCGAGGAUAGUCUGAACCUCACAGGGAGUCAGCCUCCACAAGCACAGCCGCUUCAACCUUCAGAGCCAGUGCAAGCCACUCAGGCUAUCCGUUCAGGACCUCGUUUGGUCGAUCCCAUUGCCAGCAGUACGCUAUCACACGAGAUUGGCAUGGUGUCAUUGGGCAGUAGCCAAGACCCGAAGUAUAUCGGGCCGUCGAGCGGAUACUUCCUCGCCCGACUGAUGUUGACUUCGAACCGGCAGGAUGACCAAUCUUGGCCAAUCAAAACCGGAGUAUCGAAUCCGUCCAUACCAACUGCUCUCGUUGAGGCGAUGCAUGGCCCAAUGUCACUGCCAAGCAGACAUCAUGCGAAGCAGCUAGCAGAUAACUACUUUGACGUUAUCAACUGCCAGUUCCCCGUUUUGCAUCAGCCUAGCUUCAUGGCUUUGAUGGAUCAAAUGUACGAGAACAGGAUCGAUGUGGAAUCUGCUCCCACAGCUGCCUUCCAAGUAUUUAUGGUCCUCGCUUUGGGGUCCACGGUGCUCUCUCGUCGAGUGAGGGCACGUCUUCCCGGAGAGUCAUAUUGCCUAUCUGCGAUGCAGAGUUUCGAUCGAAUCAGCAUCGACAGCUCGAUUCCUGGACUGCAAUGUCUUCUUUUGCUCACGAUAUUCACAAUGCACAGUUCCAAUAUGCGUCUCAACGUAUGGUACCUGAACUAUCAGUGCAUCGCUGCUGUCCUUGACUUGGGCUUGCAGCGUGACAUCAACACUAACGCAGGUAUCUCCCUUCUUGAACAGGAAAUGAGGACUAGGAUAUUCUGGGUGGUUUUCACUUUGGAUAGGAUGAUCGCGACUAUGAUGGGUCGCCCGAUUGGACUGCGAGACGAGGCAUGCGAUCUUCGGCUUCCACAGCAUAUAGAAGAUGCUUCCUUGCAAGGAUCACUCCAGCCACCUGCCAAUCAACCCCCGGGUCACAUGGCCUUCUCGAUACAUCUGUUCCGUCUAGCCAAACUUAACUCGGAGUUCAAAUACGUUGCGAACAGCAUUGUCCGAGACACACCGCGUUACGCCUACCCGGCGGUUAUUGACAUAAAUGAGUGGCAGCAAGGAAUGUUGGAACAGCUAGACGAGUGGUACAGCCAAAUCCCCAACACACCCGACUCCGACUACAUCCGCACCAUCUGUCAGAUCCGAUGCUACGGUCUGCGGAUGCUCGUUCUCCGGCCUAGCCCCGCCAUCCCGAAUCCAUCGCCCGAGAUCCUCAAGAAGUGCUUUAAAGCCGCUCUUGAGGUCAUCCGUCUUUUUGAUCAGCUGUACAAGAAGAACUUACUCAUACAUACGUGGAAUACUUGUCACUCAGCAGUCCUCAGCAUUAUCACUAUGCUUUACUGUCUGAAGAUGGUGCCCGAGAUAGCAAAGCAGACGGCUUUGGAUGCCCUCAUGUCUGACUUCAGCGCCGGGUUAGGAGUCUUGGCUGCAACGGGCGAGCACUGGUCCGGAGCAAAACGUUGCCGCGAUAUCUUGGAUGACAUGAUCCGGGCAACCAUCCGAUGGGUCAAAGACAUUUCCAGUCAGACCUUCGAUGUAGAACCCCCUGCUCAACGUCGAUCUCUGCGACUAGAUCCCGCGCACUCGCAUACAAUAAGCUCAUACAACGAGGGUGCCAGCCUUGUUGGGGCGGAACCCCACAGACUGAACUUCUCAGAAGGCUUUGCCCAACCACUGCCAUUGAGCUCUGCGACUGAAAGUGGCUCAGAAAGCUUCCUGCAUCAAGAUCCAUUCGAAUCGUUUCUCGCCAAUACUGCGUUUGGUGACCCAAUGCACACCGGCGACAACGCGAAUCUGGAUAGCAUCAUGCGAGGCCUGUUUGAUGACUUUAUACCAACUUAUCCGAGCUUCACCUGA